Messenger RNA from Pundamilia nyererei, 5571 nucleotides. RefSeq names its product fibroblast growth factor receptor 4 (gene fgfr4). Gene Ontology annotation, molecular function: fibroblast growth factor receptor activity; ATP binding; fibroblast growth factor binding. The transcript is spliced from 21 exons. Bases 551 to 3388 code for a protein of 945 amino acids. Gene Ontology annotation, biological process: positive regulation of ERK1 and ERK2 cascade; protein phosphorylation; cell surface receptor protein tyrosine kinase signaling pathway. The record is from RefSeq and is a predicted model, not a curated record. Lineage: Eukaryota; Metazoa; Chordata; Actinopteri; Cichliformes; Cichlidae. Gene Ontology annotation, cellular component: signaling receptor complex; plasma membrane.
UUUUGUACCCGUCUCUAUAAAUCGGAUCAUUUUCAGCAUUUUCAUACAACUCUUACUCGUAAGUUCCUCGCUCCCUGACUGUUUUUCUUUAUCUCCGUGGAUUUAGCCUUCUGAGCGGCAGCCUGCAGUGGACUUUGCCCCGGGGAUCGCAACGCUUUCCCCCGGGUCACUGGAAGAGCCCGACAGCUGUCGUUCGUGUAACAGGCCACUGUUUUUUGAUGGAUUUAAGGCUCAGCUUCGAUUUUAGUCGGAUACACAUAAGCUGAAACACGCUCACAGACUGAUUUUUGGGAAGGAUACACCGGGAAAAGUGGCUCUCCAAAUGAGGAUUUCAAUAUUCGCUCGGAUCAACCGGGACAAGGAGUGAUUUCCACACCGGUGCCAAUUAUCACUGCGAGGACAGACCCAAAGCAAAGCAGGCUCCACGUUUACAGACUUUGGGGGUCUCUGAAGUUGCCAAUGCCAGCGAGUGGAGUGUGAGGCCCGGAAUAGGCUUCCAACGUUUAAUUUUCCCUUUUAGCCCACAAAACACGCACGUCACCCACAGAAGAUGACGCGGGUCUGCUUGUUCUGUAUUCUGCUGCUCUGUUUGGUGGUCAGAGUCACGGCCAGAACCACCGAUGGCUUAAGAAUAAAAGAUCUUCGGGUCACUAGGCCUCUGAUAGUUCCAGGUUACCCAGAGAACACCACAGCAGUGGUUGGUGGUCAGGCAAAGUUGAUGUGUAAAGUCCACAGACCAGGAAGCACAAAGGUGCAGUGGCUGAAGGUGAAUGUCAGCGAACCAGGUCAGAACCAGGGAGGACCCCCUGGCCUCAGGGCUCUGACGCCCCUGCAGAACAUAUCAUCCAAGGUGAAUACUCUCCAUCUGUCCAACAUCACUGUGGAGGAUGCUGGCGAGUACAUCUGCAUGGCUGAGAACACCCAUGCGGGACAGACAGUGCAGGCCAUGCAGUCAGCAUGGCUGGAGGUCCUGCCUGGGAUUAUCAUUUCCCAAACUGAGGACAUGCCUGCAACUAAAAUUCCCUCAGAUGUUCUCGAGGACUUGAGUGAGGACACCACAGAGCAUCUCCUGUUAGAGCCAGGCAACGUCCUAAAACUGCGCUGUGACAUGAGCACCCGGCCCGGCAUGGCUGUAAACUGGUACAAGGAGGGUGCACGUGUUCUGCCCACACCCCGGAUCCAGAUGCGAGGCGCCAUCAUGGAAAUCACAGACGUAACAUAUGAAGAUUCAGGUGUUUAUGUUUGUGUUCUCCGGGGAUCCAAAGAGCCUGUGAGGAACUUCACUAUCACUGUGGCAGACUCGCUGGGAUCUGGGGACGACGAUGAGGACAACGACUUGGAGGAUUCUUCAGCUGAGAUUGAAAAUGACCAAGUUUACUUCUAUAGAGGACCGUAUUGGACACAUCCCCAGCGUAUGGAGAAGAAACUCUAUGCUGUUCCUGCAGGAAACACAGUGAAGUUUCGUUGUCCAGCUAUGGGUAGCCCCAUGCCGAGCAUCCGCUGGCUCAAAAAUGGACGCGAAUUUAGAGGAGAGCAUCGCAUUGGAGGCAUCAAGCUACGACACCAGCACUGGAGCCUGGUGAUGGAAAGUGUUGUGCCCUCAGACAGAGGAAACUAUACCUGUGUGGUAGAGAACAAAUAUGGCUCCAUCAGUCACAGCUAUGUUCUUGAUGUUCUGGAGCGUUCACCCCACAGGCCGAUCCUGCAGGCAGGUUUGCCAGCCAACACCACAGCAGUGGUAGGCAGUGAUGUCCAGUUCCACUGCAAGGUCUACAGUGACGCCCAACCUCACAUUCAGUGGCUCAAGCACAUCGAAAGGAACGGCAGACGCUAUGGUCCUGACGGGACCCCCUACGUUCAGGUCCUCAAGACUGGCAGUCUGAACAUGUCCGAGGUGGAGGUCCUCUACCUGUCCAAAGUUACCAUGGAGGAUGCUGGAGAGUACACCUGUCUGGCUGGAAAUUCAAUUGGCUAUGCCCACCAGUCUGCCUGGCUCACUGUCAUUUCAGAGGAAGAAGCAGCAGAUGCUAUGGAAACAAUGGAGACCAAAUAUAGCGACAUAAUUAUCUAUGCUUGUGGAUUCCUGGCUCUGAUCAUGGCCAUUGUCAUCGUGGUGUUGUGCCGAAUGCAGGUCAACCCCAGAAGGGAGCCAUUUGAUGCACUCCCAGUGCAGAAGCUUUCCAAGUUCCCUCUUCGCAGACAGUACUCAGUGGAGUCCAACUCGUCAGGGAAGUCCAGCGCAUCUCUGAUGAGGGUGGCUCGCCUGUCUUCCAGCUGUUCACCAAUGUUGGCUGGAGUCAUGGAGUUUGAGUUGCCCUAUGACCCAGACUGGGAGUUCCCCAGGGAGAAUCUAACAUUGGGUAAACCUCUAGGAGAAGGCUGCUUUGGUCAGGUGGUCAGAGCUGAAGCCUACGGCAUCAACAAGGACUGUCCAGAACAAGCCACUACUGUAGCAGUCAAGAUGCUCAAAGAUGACGCCACAGACAAAGAUCUGGCAGACCUCAUCUCAGAGAUGGAGUUGAUGAAGGUGAUGGACAAGCACAAGAACAUUAUCAACCUGCUGGGAGUCUGUACACAGGAUGGCCCUCUGUAUGUGCUGGUGGAGUAUGCUUCCAAAGGAAGUCUGAGGGAGUACCUGCGAGCCCGACGACCUCCAGGCAUGGAUUACACCUUUGAUGUGACUAAGGUGCCUGAAGAGCAGCUCACCUUUAAAGACCUGCUGUCCUGUGCCUACCAGGUGGCUAGAGGGAUGGAGUACCUGGCCUCUAAAAGAUGCAUCCACAGAGAUUUGGCAGCCAGGAAUGUUCUGGUGACUGAAGACAAUGUGAUGAAGAUUGCUGACUUUGGCCUGGCCAGAGGAGUCCACCAGAUUGACUACUACAAGAAAACCACCAAUGGACGACUACCAGUGAAGUGGAUGGCACCAGAAGCUUUGUUUGACAGAGUCUACACUCACCAGAGUGAUGUGUGGUCAUUUGGUGUAUUGAUGUGGGAAAUAUUCACACUGGGCGGUUCACCGUAUCCUGGUAUCCCUGUUGAGGAACUUUUUAAGCUGCUGAAGGAAGGACAUCGCAUGGACAAACCAUCAAACUGCACACACGAACUCUAUAUGAUGAUGCGUGAAUGCUGGCAUGCUGUUCCCACCCAGAGACCAACCUUCAAACAGCUGGUUGAGGAACUGGACAGGGUGCUCCUGUCCAUUUCUGACGAGUACUUGGAUCUGUCAACGCCUUUUGAACAAUACUCUCCUUCAUGCGAGGACACAUCCAGCUCCUGCUCCUCUGACAACGACUCAGUUUUUACCCAUGAUGCCUUAUCCACCGACCCCUGCCUCUUGGGCUACCAGGACGUGCACUCUCGGAUAGACACGAAGACGGCUCUUCGAUAGGCGCACGAACACCACACACGUACAAACACAACACUACAGUUGGGAAACACUACUUUGGGCUUUUGAAUGAAGUAACAUCCUCUGGCUACCAAACUGAAGGACUGCUGCUCCUUUCUAAAGGUAAAUUAAAGAUUUAUUCAUGCGAUGUUGUUCAUUGGACCUCCACUAUGGCAUCCGACAAAGCCCUGGAAUAUAGAUAGCAUUUGUAAACACACGUACACACACAAAUACAUGCACAGCCACACACCUCUGCACAUGGAGCACCAAGGACACUACGCUUGACACCAAGGUGGAGUUUUGAAGUGUUACAUCAUGGACAGAAGAAAGGAGGACAAACCAAUCACGGUACUUUGGACUAUCAGUUGUGGAACAGUGCCCAAGAACAGUUUUAGCUUUGGAGGCAUAAAACUCAACAGAAGUGACCCUGGUACUUGAAAUGCCUUUAAGUGCUUUCUCUCUUUUGAGGCAGCAGACAAAGAUCUCCUCCACAAACUUGACCCACAACCAGGGCUGGAAAACCUCGGUCAUAAAGACAUUUUGACAAAAACAAAAAAACAAAAGAUUUAUUUUGCUAUCAUAGAAGAUAAGAAACUGAUUGUUAAAUAUAAAUCUGUUUAUAUAAGAUUAUAUUACUUUUGUGUUGCUUAUUUAAGGAGAAAACAGUCUUAAAUCUCAGGAUCUCUCAUGCUAAGAAGUUGCUGUAGUGGCAGCAAAGUGCCUGAAUCGAUGAUUUCCUGUGAAUAUAUUAGAAUAUUAAACUAUUGUUAUGUACAUAUCAACAACAGAAAGACAAUUGCCUUUUAUAAAUUAUUCUGAAUGACACAACAAGUGAAGGCUAUUGGGGGCAAAAGAAGAGAGGAAUUUAAUCAAGUGCCAAACCUGUCAUGUCGUGGGCUAUCUAUUUCUUUCCAAAAUACCAGCUUAUUCAUAUUUAUCUCCAACAGCAUCCCUAAAUCUAAGAAAGCAGAUCUUAUUUUGAAUUAUGACUGAUUGACUGAGAUAUGAAAAAUCCAUUAACAAUUAAAGCCUUAAGUGCUUUUGUGGCAAGAAAAAAAAUAGAUAGCUUGGGCCUUUAAGCAUGACCUCAGCUUGGGAAAUUUGGGAACAAAGUCCGCCCCCCCCCCUCCCAGAAUUUUUCUUUUUGUUUUUAAUCUCAAGUCGAAGACAAGGUUCAAAACCACAAGAAGACAGUUGAGAUAAGUUUUGAACGUGUCUCAAAGAAGCAGAGGUUGCGAGUGUGGCUUGUUUACUCAUGACCUUUGAGGCGACAUUACGUGGUGCUCCUUUAACAACAGCUCUACUCUUACAUGAAUGCUCCGUGAGGGACAGUGUGUCCAGGGUGGGACUCGUUCUGAAAGGAGCACUGACGAUUUUAGCAUGAAGACUCUGUUGGGAGCUGGCCCAAGCCCAGUGUCACUGCUGAGCAGCAUGGGGAGGGUGGGGGACACUGAAUGUGAAAGCCUGUGUGAUUGAUUUCAAAUAAGGGAGGAGGGGGAGGGACACCUAUUGUCUCCGUGUAACCCUUCACCCAGCCAGAUCUGUUGGCAAUAGGUCCUCAGGUCCGCAGCCUGGCUGGACAAUGAAAGCUUUGCAGGCUUAAUGGGUGUGACUACAGACCAGAGGGAGUUUGGGGGUGGUGUUGUGGGCAUAGCUUGGGCUUGUGUGCAAAUGAAGAGGCUCUUAUUAUGGUAAUAUCUCCUCUUCUCUCCCUAUCUUUAUCCACAAAGCCUCCAUCUUUUAAAUUACAAAUCUUAAUUCAGAUUUGCAGCCCCACCACUGCCACCAGGACCAGCUGUAGAAAAUUCCCCUGUGGGCUAAAAUGCCAACUGAUUCUCAACCCACCUCCUGGAGCUGACUGCAGACAAACCUAAACAAUAUUUGCAUCGCCAGCCCAAAACCUUCAUAUCUUUAAUAUGUUCAAAUAGAAAAAAGGAGGGUUUUACUUUAAAAAGAUGCUGUAAAUUCAUCAAUCAGUUUAUUGUCUUUGAAGAAAAACAACCAUCUUGUCACCAAAGGAUUCAUGUAUGGCCUCUUCUCAUGUUAAGCUAUCGCUCAGCUUCUACGUCAUUUUGAAAAGACGUUUUAUCCACAGUGUUCAAAAAGCAUUGAUAUUUUUACAUUCCUGUUACCUGCUCUUCUCUCAAAAACGAAUUGUAAACAAUCAUGGCAUUCUUAAACAUUUC